Molecule: messenger RNA, 429 nt
Organism: Acaulospora morrowiae
Lineage: Eukaryota; Fungi; Glomeromycota; Glomeromycetes; Diversisporales; Acaulosporaceae
Source: the annotation of a GenBank genome assembly
AUGCAUCAAAAUUCUUCAAAUGAAAGUAAUCAAAAACAAAAAAACUCCAACAAAGAAAAGGAUUGUACGGUGGAAAAAGAAUGUAAGGAGGAAUCUGGACUAUCGGAAAUAGUAAAAAAAGAGAUUAAAUGUGCAAACAUCGAAUAUCGAAAAACCGAUUGGAAAACCAUUCAAAGUGAAUUUAAUAUUAAGUUCAGAUUAAAUAGGAAUAUCAAAUCGAUACAAGAAAAAUACAAUAAAUACUUGAAAGAUGAUGUCUAUAUAAGUGAUUCCGAAGGAAAAAGAAGAUCAUAUCCGUUCACUGAUAAACAUGUUGAGUUGAUUUUAAGUGCUAAAAUAGAGGAACUCGGAAAACAGCCGUGGAAACUUCUGUCCGACGAAAUUAAUAAAUAUCUUCAUCCUUCUGAAGUUAAAUGUACGCCAAACCAG